Molecule: messenger RNA, 4263 nt
Organism: Haplochromis burtoni (Burton's mouthbrooder)
Lineage: Eukaryota; Metazoa; Chordata; Actinopteri; Cichliformes; Cichlidae
Gene: mdga2a
Product: MAM domain containing glycosylphosphatidylinositol anchor 2a
Exons: 18
Coding region: 1199-4093 (964 amino acids)
Biological process (GO): homophilic cell-cell adhesion
Cellular component (GO): plasma membrane; cell-cell junction
Molecular function (GO): cell adhesion molecule binding
Source: RefSeq, a predicted model, not a curated record
CAGGCGGCGGUGUAGACUGUGUUUUUGGGUGGUGAUUGCAAAGGUCUGUCAAAGCUAGAUCUCUUGAAUUCCAAUGCUUCCAUCUCCCUCUCUCUCCCCCUCUCUCUCCUUCUCUCAGCAUCCAGCAGCUGCGCCUCUCAUGCCUUUCCUGACGCUGAGCGAAGCCUCCCAUACAGAUGAGCGCCUGGAAGCCACGCACCUCUUGACGUAGCUACAGACCGGUUGCGGUGCCACUCUGUCUCCGUAGCACGUAUUGCGCAACGUGACCGCUGCUCAACUGGCACCACGGCGGGCACAUCCGGCUCCCACCGUCGCCUGAAAUCGCCAAAAAGUGGUGUGGUGACGCCGAGACAACCGAAAGCAUCGCCGGGGAGCUGUGGAUAAACCAUCCGGCUGCUCCUGACCGGUCUGGACCCUCCCCUCCCCUUGCCUUUCUUUCUUUUUUUUUCUUUUUUUUUGCCACCGGGAGAGAUGAGUCGAGCGCGCGGCAUCGGGGUGCAGUCGGGAUGUGACUAUGUGAGCGCGAGAGCCUCCACUGUAUACAGCAGCAGCUGGACUACUUUAAAGCGCAGAAGGUGAAAAGUGACAAAUCUGUCAGUGUUUUUAUUAUUAUUAUUAUCAUUAUAAUUACUAUUAUUAUUAUUAUUAUUAUUAUUAAGCAGAGGAGGUGCUUUCGUUUGACAGCUCGCAGUCACCGCAGCAGUAAGCAGCAGCAGCAGCCGUGGAGAGAGCUAUGUUCGUGGGUACCGAGCCGCAAUCCGCUUGUAGUCGAAAGAACCUGCGUGUCCCCGCGGGUCUUUGCUAAAGUCUACGGAAUCGGUGGAGCUCACCUACCUGCAGUGGAGGAGAGUUUUUUUUUUUUGUUGUUCCAAGGCCAGGCUUUCUGCAGCCCCACUCCCCGCGCCUGCCUGCUUCUCCACGUCCUCCGUGGUGGUUGUGUCUCCGCGAGCGCUCCGCAUUUUUUGGACUGCGUGACACUUCCCAUUAAACCGACCGUUACCUGACUCUGUUCUCCUGCUGCUCCCAUACAUACCUUUACAGCGAACAGUUGGCGGAGGGAGGGGUGGGGGAGUCGGGGUCUAAAUCAAUCUUACGUGUGGAUCGGAGCGGUGCCCGUGUCUAUGCACCUCAGCCACACCGCCCCGGAAAGGACUUCUCGCUUUUGAGAGCUGGAUAUGCAGAGAUUAACGUGAAAAGGAUGGAUCUAACUAUCUGUGUUUUGGGGCUGUUGGCGCUCAUCGUGGACGGCAUCCGUUGUCAGGGAGUGUAUGCACCUCCUACGGUCCGCAUUAUACACUCGGGGCACGCCUGUAAUGUUGAAGAGGAGAGGCACACCGAGAGAGUCUACACCAUACGAGAAGGGGAGACCCUGGAGCUCACCUGUCUGGUGACAGGUCAUCCUCGACCGCAGAUACGGUGGACAAAGACAGCUGGUAGUGUGUCAGAUCGUUUUCAGGACUCCAGCGUCUUCAACGAAACGUUGCACAUCGCAAAGAUCCAGAGGACCCAGGGAGGCCGCUACUACUGCAAGGCUGAGAACGGCCUUGGAUCUCCUGCCAUCAAGUCCAUUAGGGUGGACGUCUACUACCUUGAUGACCCGGUGGUGACAGUGCACCAGAGUAUAGGAGAAGCUAAGGAACAGUUCUACUAUGAGAGAACUGUAUUCCUGCGCUGUGUGGCUAACUCCAACCCACCUGUCCGCUACAGCUGGCAUCGUGGGAGAGAGGUCCUGACGCAAGGCUCAGACAAGGGUGUGGAGAUCUAUGAGCCAUUUUUCACACAGGGGGAAACGAAGAUUCUGAAGCUGAAGAAUCUGCGUCCCCAAGACUACGCUAACUACAGCUGCAUCGCCUCUGUCAGAAAUGUGUGUGGGAUUCCUGACCGCAGUGUUAUCUUCAGACUUACCAAUAAGACAGCAUCCCCGUCCAUCAAACUGCUGGUAGAGGAUCCUAUUGUGGUGAAUCCAGGACAGACAGUAUCCUUGGUUUGCAUCACUACUGGAGGUGAGCCACCUCCCAUUCUCACCUGGGUCAGCAGUAAUGACAGCCUGCCACAAAGAAGUGUGGUGAAGGGCGGCACACUUACGCUUCCGGCCAUCACCUCAGAUGAGGCGGGGGUCUACAGCUGCGUGGCCAGCAACAAUGUGGGAAACCCUGCUAAGAAGUCCACUACCAUUGUAGUGCGAGCUUUGAAAAAGGGACGAUUCUGGAUCACUCCAGAUCCCUACCACAACGAUGACCACAUCCAGAUUGGACGGGAAGUAAAGAUAUCCUGUCAGGUGGAGGCAACACCUCCAGAGGAGCUGACAUUUAGCUGGCUGAAGAAUGGCCGUGCCCUGCGGAGCUCAGAGCGUAUGGUCAUCACCCAGACAGAUCCUGACAUCUCACCUGGAACCACCAACCUGGACAUCAUAGACCUGAAAUUCACUGAUUUCGGCACGUACACCUGUGUGGCUGCUCUGAAGGGAGGAGGCAUCCCGGAGAUCAGCAUCGAUGUCAACAUCUCAUCCACAACUGUCCCUCCUUUGUUUUUCUCUUUCUUAGUUCCCCCCAACCUGACAGUCCCACGGGGCAAGUCUCCCCUGGUGGCCCGCGAGGGUGACACAGUGGAGCUGGAGUGCCUUGUUUCAGGGAAGCCCAAGCCGAUCAUCCUGUGGUCGCGAGCGGAUAAGGAAGCGCCCAUGCCAGACGGCAGCAUGCAGAUGGAGAGCUACGACGGCGUGCUGCGUAUUGUUAAUGUGUCCAGGGAGAUGACGGGCUCGUACCGCUGCCAGACCAGCCAGUAUAAUGGGUUCAACGUGAAGCCCCGGGAGGCCAUAGUGGAGCUGAUUGUACAAUACCCUCCAACAGUGGAGCCUGUUUUCAUGGAGAUGCGUCAGGGUCUUGGAAGGCCCGUAGUGAUGACCUGCAGAGUGCUGCGAGCCCACCCCUCCCGUGUGUUGCGCUUCGAGUGGCUUCUCUCUAACCGGCUGCUCCACGCGGGAGCUUUUGACGCCCAGCGAGAUGAGACGGAGUACACCAUCCGCAGCCUAAAUCGUGAUGGCUGGGGCGAGUACACCUGUAAUGUCAUCAAUGAGGCUGGAGCAGGCAAAUGCACUUUCCAGGUUACAGGGAAAGCCUACCCCCCGGAGUUCUACUAUGAUACCUACAACCCUCUGUGGCAGAACAGGCCAAGGGUCUAUGGCUUCAAGCUACAGUGGACCCAGAUGAACCCAAAUGCUGUGGACCGUAUUGUUGCCUACAGACUAGGCAUCAGACAGAUGGGGCUCCAGCGCUGGUGGGAGCAGGAGAUCCCAGUGGAUGGAACAAUCAACAAAGGAGAGCUCAUGACACAUAACCUGACUGAGCUGAUAAAGCCCGAGUCUUACGAGGUGCGCCUCACGCCCAUCACGCGUUUCGGCGAGGGGGACUCCGCCAUCCGUAUCGUCACCUACAGUGCUCCCAUCAACCCUCACCUGAGAGAGUUCCACUGCAGCUUUGAGGAGGAGCCCAUCUGCAUGUUCACCCAGGACAAGAAUGAUGAUUUUGACUGGACGCGACACAGUGCAGCCACCCGCGACACCAAGUAUACACCCAACACUGGCCCUAGUGGUGAUCACAGUGGCUCCAAGCAAGGUUUCUACAUGUACAUCGAGACGUCAAGACCGCGCAAGGAAGGAGACCAAGCACGGCUUAUAAGUCCAUUUUUCAACGUAGCACCUAAAAACCCUUACGGUAUCACCAAUCCACCUGCCUACUGCUUUGGCUUCUUCUACCACAUGUAUGGGAAACACAUAGGAACGCUAAAUGCAUUCCUAAAGCAAAAGGGUCAAACGGCUUCAGAAGGCCUCGUGUGGUCGCUAAGUGGCAAUCAAGGUGACCGCUGGAAGCAGGCCAAAGUAAGCAUCCACCCAACAUCGUCUUUCCAGGUCGUACUUCAAGGGAUUCGGGGACCAGGCAUUGAAGGAGACAUUGCUAUUGAUGAUAUCACGCUGGAGGAAGGGGAGUGUCGAGACCCGCCGCCCAAUCUCAGCGCCAAGGCUCUGUCCACAUCCUGCCAUAUAUGGCUGCUAUGUGUCACCUUGGUGCUGACCCUCCUGGAAGGUCAAAGGUGACCCAUUUCUCCAUCAUCUCAGAGGCGAAUAUUCAGAGCCGCCGUCUGUGAGCUGUACCCUCAACAUCCAAUCACCAAAGAUUCAUGCAUCCUGAAAGCAGCGGGGUCCCCCCAUGGACUGCAGACCACAGAAAGGCCGCAGUUAUUAAAUGAGCGAGAGAGAAAAAAUAA